Molecule: messenger RNA, 4592 nt
Organism: Sycon ciliatum
Lineage: Eukaryota; Metazoa; Porifera; Calcarea; Leucosolenida; Sycettidae
Exons: 7
Coding region: 224-3796 (1190 amino acids)
Source: RefSeq, a predicted model, not a curated record
CAUUACAAUGACUAUUGUUACAGCAUGUAGUUACUCAGCCGGGAACACUACCAUGACUACGUAUACAACAACAACAUUCGAAGUGGCUUAGUUCGAACUGAGUGAGUUCUUCUCCCAAAAAAAAGUAUAAUAGUAGUAUUUUUUCAUUUUGUUGCAUAGACUAGUUCUGGAAAUCAUUUCUUUUCGUGGACUAGAAGUUGCAGACUGUUUCUUUCAGACAUCGAUGAUGAACGUGAAGCGAAUAAAAGGCGAGGUAAAGCAGAUGAUCGAAAGCCCACCGCCGGGUUUAUCUAUCAGAUCUUCAGAGAAUGAUCUUUGCUACGUAGAUUGCACUAUGCAGGCUCCAGCAUGCAGUCCGUAUCAAGGUGGCCGUUUUGAACUGAUAUACCGCUGGAACCACUAUCAUCCAUUCAUUCCACCAGAAGUACGGUUCCGGACCAAAAUCUACCAUCCCAACAUUGACAGCCACGGCAACAUAUCCUUGUCUUUCCUUACUUCUGAAUGGUCUACUUUAUAUACAAUUCUUAUGACCCUUCUGUCUAUCCAAUCCAUCCUCGAUGAUCCACUUCUGGAUAUGCCGCUAGUGCCCGAGAUCGCUCGUAUCUACAGUACAGAUCGUGCCAAGUAUAACACGUGUGCAAAGGCAUGGACCAUGGAGUAUGCAACGGGCGGUGUGGAGAUUUUGCCGGAACGUGAACUUGAAGUGCCGAUCAUACGUAUCAUACUGCUUGGUGAGUCUGAUGUCGGGAAGACAUCACUGGCAUGUUCACUAUCCAGGAGAAGGAUGCCGGAACGUAAUCGUAACACCAGUACACUAGGAGUGGAUAUGAGUACACUUGUCAUCGACUCUAGCAACGACAAUCGUGAUAUUGCUAUCAGACACAUGGCAACGACAGGAGGUGAGCAGAGCGAGCAAGCACUCAUUCGUCAACUAGCUACUUGGAUUUUCCAGGGCAACAAGGUACAGCAAGAAUCCACAGUCAUGGGAACCAUUUGCACACCGUCGCCGAUAGCGUGUACAAGUCACACGAGCAGCACGUCCCAAUUGGCAGCUGCUGAGGACACUGAGCAAGCAGAGUGCCACCGCAAGGAUGAUAGCAAGAGUGCAGUGACCAGGGAAUCAAGUCGAGCCAGAAGUCUUCACCAGAGUGCUCUGGAAGAAAUCACGGACAAAGUGACAUCGGAGCAUUACGUCCAUCAUCUUAGCGAGCUGAUCGUGAAGAAGUCCCUAAAGGUGAUGCGUUUGUGGGACACCGCCGGGCAAGAUUCCUAUCGUAUUCUUCAUCACAUGACCUUCGGUGCUAGGCGUACAUCCUACAUUAUCGUCUACAAUGCCAAGCGCUCGGUCAAGGAACAAGCUGAUCAUAGCAAUGUUCGUAAAGAUGGUGAAUGUCGUCCAUGUAGCACUGCGCUUCCUGGACAGCCGAGCCUAACGUACAUCCACGACGCACUGGAAACCAUACACGACAACGUACCGGAUGGAGAGAGUGCUCGAGUUUUCCUAGCCGGUUGUCAUAUCGACGAGCGACAGAGCCGAGUUGCUCUCGACAACGAUGCCUUCAAGGCCGAACUCGAUGAGGAGCGGCAUGAGAUCAUCCGGAGCAUUGCCUGCCAGCCAUUCCGUAACCUGCUGAAGAAAGAAGACAUCUUCUUCAUCGAUAACACAGUUUCCGGCCGGAGGCAUAUUCCUGAGGACAAACAGCUAGUAACGCUGAGACAGCAGCUGUGUAUGGAGAGUGAGCGUCAAGAUCCGAUACCUACUGCUCGCCUGCUUGAGACAUUGGCCAUCAUGGAGGUAUCCAGUCAUCCAGCGUUGGAAACGCCAUGGAUAACACGUGUUGAAAUUGAGGAGCUGAUGCACCGCAUCAACGCUCGGUCACGGGAACCAGUGAGCGUGGAGGCGAACCUGUCAUUUCAGCAUUCUAUCGGAACCGCGCUCUACUACCCAGACUCCAGUAAGCUACGUGACAGGGUUAUUGUUGACGUUCCCAACGUCAUGCAACUGGCAGCCGCACUCCUACAGCCAAGUCUUACAAGAGCAGACCUAGAUGGUGAGGUGUCGUUGCAAGAUGUUCACCGACUGAAACGAGGCUUUAUCUCCAACAGCGUGGCUAUAUGCCUGUGGAAGAAGUUCUGCCCCCAUCUGUAUCCGGCGAUGAUGAAAGGGGAGAAUCGCCAGUUCUUCUACGACUUGAUGACGAGUUUGGACGUACUCUGUCACGUCGGUGAGGUGUGUUCGGAGGAUGAUGAUGAUAGCGAUGUCGACAACGAUGGAGUUGUCGCCGAGCACAUCGCGAAGGAGAUGUUCUGGAUGCCAGCAGCAGCUGAGCGCUAUAAGCUACCCGCCGCAGCUGGUGCCGUGUCGCCAGAGAUCAUUCUCUCUUCAGCUAGCGGCACACAUUUACCACACUCCAUGUUCCUGAGAAUCGGCACUCGCUGUCUUUCGCACUACAAUGCUGAAUGUGUCAGGAAGGCAAACUAUUCGUGGUUGAAUACGGCACUAGCCAAGACCUGCAUGCGUCUACCGUUGGCCAAUCAUAUGUGGCUAAUUCUACGCUACAUGAAAUGUGGUGUGAGCAUCUGCGUAGAGGCCAACAGCCUGCAUUAUGAGUUUGGCAGUGGUGAAGGUGUCCCUAUCCUCAACCAGAUCCAUGUCUGGGUGAAAGACGUCCUCGCAGUAGCGCACAAGAAAAUCAAACUCAAGGAGCUAUUGAGAUGUGAGUGUGGUGCGAUGAACAGGGACGUACUCUGUACACUACAUGGACGCGAAAACUGCUCCGCGUCAUCUCCAUCGGCGAACACUGUCCCUGCGGGUGCCAGUGCUGCUACCAGGGCUGCCAGUGAUCCUACCGCUGACACCGAUGUUUCCAUGGCUACUCGUUCCACUACCGCAGUUACUGAUGGCCCCACAGCUACUGGCCCCACAGCUACUGGCCCCACAGCUACUGGCCCCACAGCUACUGGCCCCACAGCUACUGGCCCCACAGCUACUGGCCCCACCGCUACUGGCCCAACAGCUACUGGCCCCACUGCUGUUUCUGCGGCCUCUGGUACCGCUGCUGUUACUGCUGCUUCUGGCGGUGGUUUGUCUGCAAAGCAGUGCUUUCACACCGUUGCCGCUCUGAAGCUCGGCGAUGUCCCCAUGUGUCCGAUAGCAUAUACUGAAGGACGCACCGCACCUCAGCUUGUCUCCCAAGACGCUCUCCGGUUCUGGAAGUCAUGGCAACAGGAUCCUGGACAUUAUGGUAUUGUGUGUCUACCCAACAUAGCUAGUUCAGCAUCCGUCAGUGCAGCAGAAUCAUCCCCAUCACCACCAUCAACACCAGCUCCUGACGAUCUUACCGAAUGGAAAUACAGCAAGAAGACUUUGCGGCAAGCUGAUCGUUUCGACUUGGCUAACCGUUUGAAGAAGGAACUAAACGAUGAACAACGAGUGGUGUACUCUUCAUAUGCGACUAGAGGCUGGGUAUGUACAUGCUUUUCACCAUCUCUCCUGCCUAUGCUGGCUGGUCAGUUGCAUAUCUCCUGCUCUGGCUGGUCAGUUGGAUAUCUCCUGCUCUGGCUGGUCAGUUGGAUAUCUCCUGCUCUGGCGGGUCAGUUGGAUAUCUCCUGCUCCUAUGUCAUGUGUGCUGGUUGUUCUCGUAGGAGCGCUGGUUAUAUUCGCUGUUCUGGAUGCACUGGAUGCACUGGAUGUGCUAUCUGUGAUCUGAUCAUAGCUGUGCUAGGAGCACUGGCUGUGCCCAAUGCAAUGGCUGUGAUGCUUGUAUUGGCUGCGCUGGCUGUGAUCUGGUCAUAGCUGUGCUAGGAGCACUGGCUGUGCCCAAUGCAAUGGCUGUGAUGCUUGUAUUGGCUACGCUGGCUGUGAUCUGGUCAUAGCUGUGCUAGGAGCACUGGCUGUGUCCGAUGCAAUGGCUGUGAUGCUUGUAUUUGCUGCGCGGGCUGUGAUCUGGUCAUAGCUGUGCUAGGAGCACUGGCUGUGCCCGAUGCAAUGGCUGUGAUGCUUGUAUUGGCUGCGCUGGCUGUGAUCUGGUCAUAGCUGUGCUAGGAGCACUGGCUGUGCCCGAUGUGAUGGCUGUGAUGCUUGUAUUGUCUGCGCUGGCUGUGAUCUGGUCAUAGCUGUGCUAGGAGCACUGGCUGUGCCCGAUGUGAUGGCUGUGAUGCCUGUAUUGACUGCGCUGGCUGUACUCGCUGUGAUGGUGUGUAUUGGCUGUGCCAAAUGUGCUGGCCUGCAACUCUUGAUCACCAUGGCGAAAACGAUGCCCUGGAGACAGGUGAUAUUAUUAUUUUACACUGGAGAUCUUCAUUCCGUUCCUAUCGUCUGACGGAUCAUCUUUUUGCUUUCACCCUGACUUGCUGGAAAAUUUGGUUAACACAUAGUGACGUAUGCAGCGAAGUGAUUUGCUUGGAAGCUAAAAUCUGGGUUCGUUGAACUCUUCGUGUUUUGACCAAAUCUUUGCUUACAAUACAGCUCACAUAAAUCUUCUGCAUUUCACCAACUGUUGCCUGGAUCCCAUGUUGAUGUAGAAUGGCUGCGGGCGGCUGUUAGCUUAACACUUUGAAAAACUUGAGAUUAUAUUCUGCGACUGCUGGCA